Messenger RNA from Dermacentor andersoni, 6921 nucleotides. RefSeq names its product globin-like. Gene Ontology annotation, molecular function: heme binding; oxygen binding. NCBI's taxonomy places the organism in Eukaryota, Metazoa, Arthropoda, Arachnida, Ixodida, Ixodidae. The record is from RefSeq and is a predicted model, not a curated record.
UGAAAAGGAAUCAACGGCAAGAAGCAGCAGUCAGUCCGCGCAGUGCGUCGAUGGCCACGUCCAAUACCGUAGAAUCUAAGGGCAAUGCAAGCUCGACGCCGCCGUUCUUUCUCAGGUGGAUCUUUGGCGACCCCCAAGAGACAUUCCCGGACCCGGUGACGGGACUGUCGCAACGCGACAGGAACUACAUCAUCGACACCUGGACCCUGAUCCGACGAGACAUCCGGGCCAACUCGAUGGCGCUGUUCGUGGCGCUGUUCGCACGCUACCCGGAAUACCAGCGCAUAUUCCCGACCUUCGCCACCGUGCCCCUGCACGAGCUGCCCCGCAAUGAAGUGGUCAAGGCGCACGCGCUGGUCGUGUUCUACUUCUUCACCAACCUCGUCGAGGCCAUGGACGACAGCGACCUGAUGACGGAGCUGGUGCGGAAGAACGUGCGCAACCACCUGAGGCGUCCCAUGGGACCCCAGAACUUCGCCAACAUGGCCGAGCUGCUCGUGGAAGUCAUGCAGGACAGGCUGCGAUCUCGCAUGACUCCCGGAGCGGUCAGGGCCUGGAAGACGCUGCUCGCCUUCUGCCAGAAGGUCACCGUCGAGGUCUACGCUGAGCACAAGAGGGCCAUCGAGAUGGGAAAGCCCCGUGGAAUCCUCUCACCGCCGGCACAGCCGCCAGCCGACAAAUAGAGGGAGCCAACGUCGGCGGUAGCAGACGAAAAGUGGCCACAGCAUAUGGCGUGGGAGGGCGCUUAUUUUAAAGGGCGGUGCUUGUUCGCAUACGUCAUGUAAAAUGUCACCUCCUUCUAUAAAUCGACCUGUCCGAUUCUAGAGCGCCGUCUGUUGUCCUUCGUUUAUAUCCUGCAAAAAAAUUCAUCGAUUUCUACCCUACUCGUUUCCGCCCUCAUAUGUACCGGGUUCCGAAAUGGCGGCAUACCACACACGUUAGGUGGCGGUAAAAAAAAAAAAAUGUAAGCAGACUAGACUACAGUUUACAUCUACGUAAUGCGAAGCAUUACUCAUUACCUAAACAUAACGUAGAUGUCGCUACGUAGGUGUUUGUCGUAGUUCUGAUACCCGCUGACACAAGUUGACGGCAACGAGGUUCGUUGAAGAGCAGCAACAUACCCAGCGGCACCAGGGGCACAUGCCCUAUAAUAGACCCAGUUGCACAAACCCAUGUGGCCAAUACCCAGUGACACACAUCUUUAGACUGCACUAUUUGCGGGAUGGGCCCACAAACACUCGGAGAAUGCUUCGCAUUGUACGUUAUAGCAUACUUAGAUUGUGAUGCCCUUGACACGAGCUUCCGCCCUUUCACACUCUCAUUGUAUUGUGACGUUUCUAUACCUAGCAUCGCUUUUGGGAUGUCGCGCACAGCGCGACUCGCUCGCGUCCGCUAAGUUUGCACCUAGUUAUCUGUGAGAUAUCUCCAAAGUGGGUGAAGUCCGCCCAUAAUGCCACAAGGAAACGCGUUUUUAACUCUUUCGGAGACACGAUAGCCCACGACCACCAGCGAAACAGGUAGAGGGCUGCUGUGCACGCCGUUGACACGCCAGCUCACACGCGGGCGUUGACACGUGAUUGACAGACGGCCGUGUCACUGGCCUUGUGCACAGCACUGCUUUAUUCUCAAUUCGACACCCUCGCCGCUAACACGCCUUCGCUCGUUGCCGCACCCACCCGCUUACGCCUUCUCCCCUUCAGAAGAAAAGCAUAUGUCGCCUUGACGAAGACAAGUCCACUUUUCGAAACGACGUCUCCUACCUUCACCUUGUUCUCGUUUUGCUCAUCGUCUUGAAUUCCCAUCUCCCACCUGCUUCGUGUUUUCCCUGCCAAUCAUAAGUCUAUCAAGAUGUAUGAAACACAUUUCAGACAUCAUUACUUUAAUGAGUGAUUUUGUUGAUGCACUAUCUUACUCUACACUAUUGUGUGCACAGCGUCUGAAGGUGUGAAGGCUGCCCGGCCUUAAGGAUCGGCCCACGCAUUUAGGUCAGACGAUGACACUUCGAGAGUGGGUGAACACGCAUUAAUAAAAUGAAUACCGUGACGUCACCGGUCCUUUUGACCGCCCGCGGUACGGCCUUCGAGAUUGGUUUUCAUUACUGAGGCUAGGAUGCGAGUCGCGCGGACACGACCUCUCUGAAGCAGCCAAAUGUGUUGGGGGAGGGGAGAGUGGGAAGGGGGGGCUGGGAAUCUCGAGGUAUCAGCCACCCCUGCUCGCCUCCCUGUUAAAAGCCGCCGCCCCUAAUAGUGCAAAAUGAAAUUACAAAGCAUGGGGCGCCCAGAUAUUUUAGGCAGUUGCACCAGAGGGCACAUUUACGUGGCGCUGGUACAGCACGGCUGAUUUACUGGCAUCCCCUUCGAAAUUGGGUGCCGACAAAGUCAUCUAGCCAGCUUUAUUUAAUCAGGUGUGCUAUACACAUUUGUCAUUCUAGCAUUUUAAUAUACAUCUCCUUAAUCCUUUUUGUUCUUUUCCCCAAAAGUUCGAUUUUUUGUACCGCUACAUAUACCUGUAACGGAUCCGGUCGUAUCAAUCUUUUCCCUGCUCUUUCUCCGCCAAUACUCCAAACCUCUCUUCCUUAUCUUGACUGCUGACCGGUUGAUGCUUCCGUCCGCUUUAAAUCCAAGUGCUUCUGUAAGGUGUACGUUACCUACGGGUCCACUGUGUGAAUACUUUCGCCUUCCAUUCAGAAGUGCCUAGCAGUCUCCGGAUUUUCUUGCUGUCACAGAUGCAUUCUUCACCUUGUUGUAAAUAUUUGCUCCGGUAUGUUCCAGAAAUACUUUAUCGGUACUCCCCAUUUCCUGCGUUUGUCUUUACUAUGACUAGCAUUAAUUAUUAGGACACUUCAGGCACUUACCGGUGUCUGUCUGUCUGCCCAUCUGUCGAGCUACGUCUAACCAUUUUCCCCGCCAACUUUAGCCCCUGGGUAGUCCAUGGUCUAGUGGGUAGAGUACUGGGCUGCUGGCUGAGGGAAGAGGGUUCGAAACCAACUGUCCGACAAACUUGGAUCACUGCGUAUGCGACAUUAGGUAUAGAUAUGCUGCUCUUCAAUGACCCUAUUUGACCCAACUUUGGUAACCGGGUACGUACCUCUCUUCGAAUUGACAAAAAAAAAUAAUUAGAAAUUGGCCCGGCGCUGCGCGACAUCGAAUCCGCAUCAUAUAUAUUAUUACAACCUUGUCUGAAACCACACGCGCACGGAGUUCGAGGCGGCACCGCUAGAUGGCGCAGAGUGUCCAGAGGGAAGCGCAAGUCAGGAGCCCGGCUGGCCAUACACGCCUCAUGCAUGACGCGUCUCUCCGUUGGCAAUGAAGGUGUGUUGGGUACAUUGCAUCAAUGCGAAUCGCAUUAACUUCGCCAAUCAUUGUUAGAUGGAUUCUGCCACACUUUUUAUCAUCCAUAUUCCUUAUACUGUAGAAUGGCCUUACAAGUUGAAAUCAAAUGUCUCAUCCGCAUGAGAAUGCUGAAUUAGGCAUUUGUAUACGUAAAGCUUACCAUGACAAGGAAUUAACAGGAAAUAUCUCCUUCAUAAAUGUAGUGUUAAUGCAGUGCGAGAUAGUAGUACGGACAAUAAAGAUUGUCAUUAGUAUAUAUAUAUAUAUGCACAGAUUAAAAGACGGUUAUGCAAGCUAUUCAAUUUCUUGGCCAUGUUGACAUUAUUGUGGCCACCAAUUUCCUCUCAGCGGACGUGCAUGUUCUUCCAAUAAAGUUUACACCUUAAUUUCCAGACCUUCAUUGCCUGUCUCCUUGCAUGAGCCCUUCACAUUCAUGCGACAUUACUUACUUGGUGUCAAGCACUUCAAUGAUCUUGACAAGGAAGAAAACAAGGAAGGACGGAAGGUAAGAAGGGCUGCCUUCCAUCCUUCCUUGUUUGCGACAAAGUGAUCAUAUUUAUGGUCUACUUAGCAAUAUGAACCGACUAGCCCAGCAACAUGUACUUCAGGAUUACAUUUCUUCCCCUUGUUCCCUUCCAUCCUUCCUUGUUCGCGCCAAAGCGAUCAUACUUAUGGUCUACACAGCAAUAUGUUGCUGCGCUAGCCGGUUCAUGUACUUCUGGAUUACAUUUCUUCCCCUUGUUCCCUUCUGCCCUUCCUUGUUUGCGCCAAAGCGAUCAUAUUUAUGGUCCACUCAGCAAUAUGAACCGGCUAGCACAGCAACAUGUACUUCUGGGUUACAUUUCUUCCCCUUGUUCCCUUCUGUCCUUCCUUGUUUGUGCCAAAGCGAUCAUAUUUAUGGUCUACUCAGCAAUAUGAACCGACUAGCGCAGCAACAUGUACUUCAGGAUUACAUUUCUUCCCCUUGUUCCCUUCCAUGCUUACUUAUUUGUGCCAAAGCGAUCAUAUUUACGGUCUACUCAGCAAUAUGAACCGACUAGAGCAGCAACAUGUACUUCUGAAUGAGCUAUUCACUGUUGAUCCUCACUACUAAGCCUUCUCAGUCUUAUAUAUUGAAUACUUCUAAGCACGCAGUGAAUAGCACUGGAGAAGAUUGUGUCUCCUUGCAUGACCCAUUUUAGGUAAUUUUCAAGUUUUAUUGUGGAGAACCAAAUUAGCUGUGAAAUCUCUGUAAAAAUUUUCUAAGAUAUUCAAGUAUGCAUUCUGCACUCCUUAAAUAUGCAAUGCCUCUUGCAAUGCCAGCUUCGCUGUCCAGCCACCUUCACAGCGUGGAUUGGAGAAGAUUCUUCACCGCUUCCUCAAUCUUUCCAAUUUCGAAUAUCCAUCACUUUCUUGUUGAUCAGUUUCGACAGUUCAUCGAAUUUUACCUAAUCUCUUGAGUUAUACAAUUUCAUGCAUUGUUUCUUUAUUAAGCGAUUUCUUACUUGGGAGAGAUAACCUGUUAGUUGUAUUGGUGCCUUACCUCCAAUUUCAAUUGCUGCUUCUAAAAUCAGCCUAGUCACGGUUCCAUUAAUUAUCUCUGUUAUCUUCAUCUUCCUGUUCUUAAGCUCCAUAUAUAUUUGUUUGCGAGCCCCAACCUGAAUUCGUCUGGUUUUGCUCUUACUGUGUCUUGGUUGGCCUGCUUCUUGACUAAUUCUACUCUUUCUCUCUUCAAAUUCAGAGAACUCCUAUACCCUAAUUAAUUUAAUUAGAUUAAUAAAUUAUUAUAAAUAAUAAUAAAUUAAUAACAAAUAAAUUAGUAAAUUUCCCUAUUUUGAACAUCCCUGAAGAAGACCCAUACUUGGUUGGCAAUGUCAGUUGGAAAUUGCUGUAACUCUACAGCUCCCAAGGCAUUAUACAUGUUGACAUCGUCGGCAGCCCUAGACGAGUUGGCUGCUUAUUAACAAGAGAGAGAGAAAGUCUUGCACUGAAUUUGAAAACUACACCCAGCCUGGGAGCUUUCAGCAACUUCACUUUAAGACUGGCCUAAACAUCUGAACAUAACACUGAAUUAGUGUCGUAACACCAUGUAGUGUGCAAAAUUUAUAAAAGGCAAGUUCGGUCUCUAUUGACUCCAUUUAUAAACUAUGCUCUUUUUCUAUAAGGGAAAUAUGCAAAGCCAUAAAACAAUACUGAAGCUCUGAAGCAAUAGUUCGAUGUUAUUCAACAUUUCUGUAUAGCGUCCCCUUAACAUGCUUUCUGCCCUUUCUAAAUGUGUCCUUUCCGAGGGAUAUUCAAUCUGACUUGUAUACAGUAUGAAACACAGGUUGAAAUUUGGGCCUUGCCAUCAUAAUGUUGUUCACCCAAUACCAUUUUUGGGGCCUUUUAUAUAUUGGCCAAACUCGUUGUCAGCUUAACAGUUUAAGAGAACACAGAAGUUCCACGAUUUGCAUAUUUCCACCUUUCAUUUCACCGGCGUGAUUGCAUGCUCUUGAAUAGAUAAACAUACCAUGCACGAGUUUUUCAUCCUCAUGUUUUCCUUUUUCUUCCCCUUUUCUACUUCGUUUUCAGCUUUCAUUCUGUGGUCUUUUCGUUUAUGCCAACCAAGGUGGAGCUCGUCUCCGAGGACACUACAGACUGAAUGUCUUGAUUUCUGUACCCAUACUUGUCAACUUCAUGUAUCUCGUCAGCACCUAUAUGCGUCAGUUCACUUUUACUACCCUGGUACUUCUUUUCACCCACAUGCCCUCUUUAUUUUCUUUCCUGUCAUUUUGGCCCAGAAUUCAUCCCGCGUCCCUCAGUUCCAGCUUUCCAGUUCCACCAUCAAAGUGUACAGUCAUGCCAGUCCAUCAACCUGCAUCACUUGACUUCCGACCAUGUCGAACCAGCCCGGGCUCUGUUCACGGCGCAAUGUCCCAAAGACUCAGAAAGUCUUUUUGUUUUCUCUUUUCUUACUGCAGUUUGUCUCUCGUUUUUUUUUUUCGUUUUCUUUCCUUCUGUAUUUUCACAUCUCCUUUGCACCUUCCAUUUUACCACGAAACCAACCUGACAGAUGGUCAAGAUGCUACAUAGACUCUCCAUGCAUACCUUCUAUCCCUUUGUCAUCAUCUGUUUAUGUUAACCUUAAAUUCUACUUUGGCACUUCGGCUACUCCUCGGCAUUUUUCAUUCUACACAACUGGCUAUCUUACUAAAUUCCCUUUUGGGGCUUUCUACCCCUUUCUUUUGAUUGGCUUUAAACCUGCGAUACCUUUUAAUGGUGCGAGUUCCCUCACUUUUAUUCAAGUUCUUUCUUGCAUUGAGGGGCUGAAAAAUUUGCCAUGAUUGCAGCUGCAAGCCGGUUUUUGAAGUUACCACGGUAUCGUUCAGGCAUCAGGAUAAGGUGUUGCGGGAAAUCAUGGGGGCUUUCCCCAUAAGAAAGAAGGGUUGCACUUGUGUCAUCCACCUAUCAGUAUCACUGGGUGAAUUGUGAAGUUUUUGUUAGAUUUGGGUUGAUAGCACGCAAGUGUUUAGGUUGUGCUAAUCGGAUAGCUGUGCCUACUUAAUCUCUUAUUGUCGUUGCUGUCAGCCUGGUUUGUGUAGUUCAAUAAAAGAUGUCAUCUUUUGCUUUU